Molecule: messenger RNA, 3762 nt
Organism: Nothobranchius furzeri (turquoise killifish)
Lineage: Eukaryota; Metazoa; Chordata; Actinopteri; Cyprinodontiformes; Nothobranchiidae
Gene: stx11a
Product: syntaxin 11a
Biological process (GO): intracellular protein transport; exocytosis; synaptic vesicle fusion to presynaptic active zone membrane
Cellular component (GO): plasma membrane; synaptic vesicle; SNARE complex
Molecular function (GO): SNAP receptor activity; SNARE binding
Source: RefSeq, a predicted model, not a curated record
CUUCCAUUCGGACCCCUUUGAUGGAAGUUCUUCCUGAACUCAAAGCAGGGUUUGAUCUUCCGCGUAGUUGGUCUCGCGGCGUCAGGAGGCUGGUGACACUCACACCUCUUUACUCAGACUGUGGUUGAUGUUGGUGAAAUGUCUAAAUGUAACCGAGACACAAAGAGGAAACGGGUCUUUCUUUUCUUCUGUUUCUAAGGAGAGUUCUCUUUAGGAGGGCACCGCCAUAAGGUGAAAUGAAGGACCGACUAUCUGAGCUGAAAACCGUCACCCCGGAGCCUGCUGAGGAGGAGCAUAACACAGUCUUUGAGGAUGAGGAGGGCGCGGAGUCACUGGCCAUCGUGUUUCAAGGUGAAGAUGUGAUGGACGGCAUCUACAAAGAUGCCCAGAUGAUGAGGAAGGAGCUGCAGCUGCUGAAAAUUGACGUGAAGCGUCUGGCGAAGCAGAACACGCGGUUCCUCACGUCCGUCAGGAGGUUUAGCAGCAUCAAGCGGGACUCUAACGCGCUCGGCCGGGACAUCAAAGCCAGGGGGGAGGCCAUCUACGCCCAGCUGGAGAAGCUUGGAAAGCUGAGCAAAAAGCUUGGAGAGGAACACGGCUUCACGUCGGCUCUGUCUCGUAUGGUGCGCUCACAGUACACUUCUCUGACUCGGGCCUUCCACGAGGCCAUGUCUGAGUACAACGAGGCCGAAAUGAUCCAGAGGGAAAACUGUAAGACCCGCAUUCAGAGGCAGGCGGAGAUCAUGGGCAAGGAGGUGACCAGGGAGCAGCUGGACGAGAUGAUCGAGAGCGGGAAGUGGAACGUCUUCUCGGAUAAUCUCCUUUUGGAGGGGAGGACUACCAGAUCUGCUCUGAGCGAGAUAGAGAGCAGACACAAGGAGCUGCUGGAGCUGGAGGGUCGCAUCAGAGACAUCCACGAGCUCUUCUCCCAGAUGGCUCAGCUGGUGGAGGAGCAGGGCUGCAUGCUGGACAACAUAGAAGCAAACGUCUGCUCUACUCAGGACUACGUUGCCAAGGCAACGGUUCAAAUCACACAGGCUAAAGAAUACAGUGAAAACAACCCAUGCAAGAAACUCUUCUGCUGCUGCUUCCCGUGCUGUAAAUGAUUCUUGGUCAGAUUUAAACUGGAACUCUUUAUAAUUUUCCUUUUACGGGGUCAGCGUCAGACAUCUCACUUCAUUUUCACGUACUGUGCUGGUCUGAGAAGGAGGAAGAGUCAUUUCAAACCGCGCUGUUCACAUACAAAUGCAUUCAGUUGUAAUCGAGUUGUUGCAUUUCCUGAUCGUAACUGAUUAUUACUUUCUGCAGCACCCACAUGACUCCACGUCUCAUCAAAGAUAUGUCAUUGCAGCUUUUUAUGUCAGGUAAUGCAUGUUUCAUUCAGUAAAACUUGAUUUAUUUCUAAAUUACUGCUUUGGAAUGAAACGGCGACCAUUAAAAUGGGAGAAAAAAAAACAAAAGCUGGAGCUGACGUUGCUGCAGCUGUUGGCCAACAAGUGUGUAGAAACACAAAUAUUAGUGGUUAGCUGGGAGAUAAGCUGCGUUCGUGUUGAACAACAAGCCUCGUUUUGCUCCAGCUUUAUGCCGGAGCUUUUGUUGCUUCAUAUGAGAUUAGCUCCAGCGUCUGGAGUCUGAUUGGUGUCAUGUUACAUCCACACAAGCUUUUCUCUCAGGCGUGUACCUGAAUCAGUGUCAGUACAAACACUCAGAGCCAGAGCAGGGGACUUCCUGUUGGUACCAGAGUUCUUUGGUAAUCUGGAUUUUUUCUCAGAUUAGGGACUCAAAACGAUGUUUCUCACCCACAGCAGGGGGAGUUCCAGUCGCCAGCUGGUGGCGUGAAGAUGAGUCAGGCCAUCACACGGCGCUGGAGCCACUGUGGGUGUUUUCAAAUAUAGCUGUCAGCUUGAUGUUGAAAAGAGUUGUCACUGUGGGUUCUGGUGGGUGUUUACUGACAGAGGAACUGGGUUUAUCUGAAACACUGUGAAUGACACUGGGAGUUAAGUUAACCCUUGACGUGAUUCCUUCUGGAGCUGACUCGUCACCAGGAUGGCCGAGUGGUUAAGGCGUUGGUCUUAAGAUCCAACGGACAACAAGUCCUCGUGGGUUCACACCAUCCCUACUCCUGGUAAAAACAUCAAACAUCACCUGCAGAUGUUGUCUUAAUUUUUAUGAUCACCAAAGGGCCUUAGAUGGAUUGAUUUCUAAAUAAAAACAAAGAAACAUCUGUUUUAAAUCCUGCAAGGUGACUAUUUUCAUUGAAAUCCUCCUGCACCAAACAUACACUUAAAAAUAAACGUACACAUCAAACGGGCACAAUGUCUGCUGCAUCUACAGGUGCUGGUCCGUAAAUUAGAAUAUCAUGACAAAGUUGGUUUAUUUCAGUAAUUCCAUUCAAAACAAAUAUUAGAUUCGUUCAUUACACACAAACUGACUUAUUUCAAAUGUUUAUUUCUUUAAUGAUGAUUCUAACUGACAACUAAUGAAGAUCCCAAGUUCUGUAUCUCAGAAAAUUAGAACAUCAAUUAAGACCAAUGCAAGAAAAUAAUUUGAUAAAUGUUGACUAAAAGAUUGAGCAUUUAAAGUGAGAAUGUGCAGCACUCAGUAUUUAGUUGGGGCUCCUUUGGCCUGGAUUACUGCAGCAAUGCGGCGUGGCAUGGAGUCCAUCAGUCUGUGGCACUGCUCAGGUGUGAUGAGCCCAUGUUGCUCUGAUCGUGGCCCUCAGCUCUUCUGAAUUGUUGGAUCUGGCCUGUUGCAUCUCCCUCUUCAUAAUAACACGUAGAUUUUCUAUGGGGUUAAGGCCAGGUGAGUUUGAUGGCCAAUCAAGAACAGUGAUACCAUGGUCCUUAAACCAGGUAGCUUUGGCACUGUGUGCAGCUGUCAAGUCCUGUUGGAAAAUCAAAUCUGCAUCUCCAUAAAGUUGGUCAGCAGCAGGAAGCAUGAAGUGCUAUUAAACGUCUUGGUAGACGGCUGCGUUGACCUCGGACCUCAGAAAACACCACGGACCAACACCAGCUGAUGACAUGGCACCCAAAACCAUCACUGACUGAAAACUUUGCACUGGACCUCAAGCAACAUGGAUCUGUGCAUCUCUCUUCCUCCAGAUUCUGAGACCUUGAUUUCUAAAGGAAAUGUUAAAUUUACUUUUAUCAGAGAACAUAACUUUGGACCACUCAGCAGCAGUCCAGUCCUGUUUGUCUUUAGCCCGAGUGAGGCGCUGAGUGGCUUGACACAAUGAUUACGACAGCUGAAACCAUGUCUUGCAUACGUCUAUGCGUAGUGGUUCAUUAAGCACUGACUCUAGCUGCAGUCCAGUCUUGGUGAAUCUCCCCAACAUUUAUCAAUGGGUUUUGUUUCACAAUCCUCUCCAGGGUAGGGUUAUCUCUGUUGCUUGUACACUUCUUUUCUUCCUUGUCCUUCUCUUCUCCUCUCUGUUAAUGUGCUUGGAUAGAGAGCUCUGAGAACAGCCAGCCUCUUUAGCAAUGACCUUUUGUAUCUUGCCCUCCUUGCGUAAGGUGUCAGUGGUCAUCUGGUCAACUGUCAAGUCAGCAGUCUUCCCCAUGAUUGUGUAGCCUACAGAACUAGACUGAGAGACCAUUGAGUCUUUUUCAGAUGUUUUGAGUUUAUUAGCUAAUUAGUGUGGCAUCAGGGGUCUUCAAUAUUGAACAUUUUCACAAUGUUCGAAUAUUCUGAAAUACUUAAUUUGGGUUUUUCAUUAGCUGUUCGUUAUAAUCAUCAAAAUUAAAUGAAUAAACAUUUAAAAUG